Purpureocillium takamizusanense is the source of this 1134-nucleotide messenger RNA. RefSeq lists its product as uncharacterized. The record is from RefSeq and is a predicted model, not a curated record. The transcript has 3 exons. Bases 1 to 1134 code for a protein of 377 amino acids. NCBI's taxonomy places the organism in Eukaryota, Fungi, Ascomycota, Sordariomycetes, Hypocreales, Ophiocordycipitaceae.
AUGGCAGAUCCUCAGCUUCAGUCCAGCUUCAUCACUAGGCUGCCUCCCGAGAUCCGCCAGCUCGUGUACCUCGAGCUGUGGCGCUCCUACGGUCUUCGCCAGCACAUCCUACAUCACCGCGGUGAGACUAAUGACGACCCAGCGCACCUCUGUCAUUGGCCUUGCACGAUGCCGUACGAGGUUCAAGACGGGUUGCAGGAGGAGAUUGAGGAAGCGAGGUCUCGGGCUGGCGUCGUCCUGGGUGAGGAAUUCGAAGACACCCAGCUCUGCCAUGACCUGCUGUCACCGUGGAUCAAUCACCGGGCGUGUGGUCGACGUGCGGAAUUGGCCUACGGUAUUGAGGCUGUCCACUCCAUGACCACCUCGGUGGCGAGCUGCUGGAAGACGCCAAAAAGACUCGAUGAUGCACCGCGCGUCCGGGCGCCCUACUUUCCGAUGCUGCUCUCCUGUAAACUUGUUUCCUCCGAGUGCCUACCUUCUAUAUAUGGGUCUACCACGUUCGUCUUCACCGACACGACGUCCUUGACGACGCUCGUGGGCAGCUGCGACACGCCUGCCCCCAUGAAGACCCCGUACACGCCGCCAAAUGUGCCCCGAUUCCUGUUCCAGCACGCGAGGAGCCUGGAGCUGUCAUUGAGCGCCAAUUUCUCCGUCUUGCUACCGUGUACCGUUGCUACCGACCGCAAGAGCGGCCUGGCUCACGACGCCUACGACUUUCACUGGCUGAAGCCCGGCAUGUUCAAGUGCCUGAGCAGCCUCAACAUCUGGAUCGCAGCCCGUGGCCUGGCUCUGCGCUACGACGGGGAGCACGAUUUCGUGGCUCCGAAUCAGCUCGAUCUAGAGGCCUUGGGCAAAAUGACAGAAUCUCUGUGCGGGGUCGGGUCCGUCGCGCUGAGCAUGCCUCUUGGCAGCGGCAUCGAGCCUCAAGACGGCUAUGUCGAGAGCUUGGCUAGGCCCGGUGUUCGGCUUUGGAAGAGAGGCACCGGAGAUAGAUUCCAUCCCCACUUGAACACGCUCCGGCUAGCUAUGCGCCUGGGGAAGGACAGCACAAUCCGCACACAGGAUGCAAGAGAGGUGCGAGUUGGACGCAGCCAAAGCCUGGGUGACUUUGCGGUUCCUGCGCUUGAAUUAUAG